AUGUAUUUACAUAGGCAGAUCCACCGGAACGGCAGUCUGAGCGCGCGGGAUGCAGCACGUCACACGGCCGGCGCCAAGCGCUACAAGUACCUGCGGCGAAUCCUGCAUUUCAGACAGAUGGAUUUUGAGUUUGCCAUAUGGCAGAUGCUCUACCUGUUCACAUCACCGCAGAAAGUGUACCGCAACUUCCAGUACCGCAAACAGACUAAAGACCAGUGGGCCCGGGACGACCCUGCGUUCCUGGUGCUGCUCAGCGUCUGGCUGUGUGUGUCGACGGUGGGCUUCGGGCUGGUUCUAGAAAUGGGUUUUGUGGAGACGCUGAAGCUGUUGCUGUGGGUGGUUUUCAUCGACUGCGUGGGAGUCGGAUUGCUCAUAUCUACACUCAUGUGGUGA
Sinocyclocheilus grahami is the source of this 393-nucleotide messenger RNA. Its product is annotated as protein unc-50 homolog. Lineage: Eukaryota; Metazoa; Chordata; Actinopteri; Cypriniformes; Cyprinidae. The transcript has 2 exons. Bases 1 to 393 code for a protein of 130 amino acids. Gene Ontology annotation, cellular component: Golgi membrane. The record is from RefSeq and is a predicted model, not a curated record.